UUUCCACUUUACAGUUAGUUAUGCUGCUGGUCCUUUAGCUGGUGCAAUCGGUCGGAAAUUGGUGCUACUUUCCAGUUCGAUGUUAUUAAUUGUCUCCUUUAUUAUCCUAAUGAUUGCACCUGAAGUAUGGGUUAUUGUUUUGGCGCGAGCCCUGCAAGGUUUCGCCGUUGGUUUCGUUAUGACAGUGCAGCCCAUGUAUUUAAGUGAAAUUUCAACUGAUGAAAUAAGAGGUGCCACGGGUUCACUUAUGCAAUUGUUUAUUGUUAUUGGUGUUCUUUAUGCAUAUGCUAUAGGUCCUUAUGUGUCGUAUCAAGCAUUACAGUGGUUUUGUUUAGCAGUUCCCAUAGUUUUUGCUGCUACUUUUAUUUUUAUGCCCGAAAGUCCCUAUUACUAUAUUACAAAGGGUCGUCAGGAAGAGGCUUCUAAAGCUUUGCAAUUUUUACGUGGACAAUCUGAGGAGUCGAUAAAGGAGACCUUAGUUUCUAUAGAAAAUUUUAUACUGGAAACUUCGCAACUGAAGGGAAGUGUAAUGGAUCUUUUUAAAUUAGCCGGUAAUCGUAAGGCAUUUAUUAUAUCAGCGCUUCUAUUGGCUUUUCAACAACUUUCGGGAAAUACUGCAGUACUUUUUAACACUCAAACCAUUUUCGCAUCCGCCAAUACGCAGGUAGAUGCUGCUAUUGGUGCUAUUAUUAUCGGUAUAGUACAAGUGGUUGCUUCGGGUUUAACGCCUUUCAUAGUCGAUCGUUUGGGACGCAAGAUUAUUCUGUUAACCUGUAGUGCUAUUAUGAGUAUUGCUUUAUUUGCUUUAGGUGCAUAUUUCUAUAUUGAACUUAAUGGCCAAGAUACUUCAAAUAUUACAUGGUUACCACUUACAUCGCUGGUAAUUUACAUGAUUACGUAUAGUGUAAGUUUUGGUCCUCUUCCUUGGGUGGUUAUGGCGGAAAUAUUUCCGGCCAAUGUCAAGGCUAUAGCAUCUUCUUUAGCGACUUCGAUUUGUUUGUUGACAGGUUUUAUAAUAUCGUAUUUCUUUCCUUUGUUAAAUAACAUUGGUACUUUUUAUAUAUUUUGGUUAUUUGCCAUUUCAUGUCUUAUUGCCUUCUUCUUUAUACUAUUUGUGGUAUUUGAAACGAAAGGUUUAAGUUUGCAAGAAAUUCAAAAUAAACUUAAUAAAAAGGAUCUAAAUUAAUUCAAUAAAUUAACAUUUAAAGAUUUUUUAAUCGUAAUUAGUUAUAUUUCAACUUUAAUUAUGUUUUAUAGUUUGUUAUAUUAAACAGACGAUAUGAAUAGAACUGCCGAUUAUUAAAGUUAACGUUAAUUCUCCUGGAAAUGCUCUAAACUUUCAAGUUUAAUUAUUAAUAAUUUUGUAAUUAAAUAUUUGUAUUUGAAAGUUAGUUGUUGAAAUCUUUAAAUAUUAUUUUUUGUUUAAUAUUUUUUAUUAAUAAA
This is a messenger RNA of Lucilia cuprina (Australian sheep blowfly), 1443 nucleotides long. RefSeq names its product facilitated trehalose transporter Tret1-like. Gene Ontology annotation, molecular function: transmembrane transporter activity. The transcript is spliced from 2 exons. The record is from RefSeq and is a predicted model, not a curated record. The coding region runs from base 80 to 1186 and encodes 368 amino acids. Gene Ontology annotation, biological process: transmembrane transport. NCBI's taxonomy places the organism in Eukaryota, Metazoa, Arthropoda, Insecta, Diptera, Calliphoridae. Gene Ontology annotation, cellular component: membrane.